This is a messenger RNA of Sclerotinia trifoliorum, 2159 nucleotides long. Lineage: Eukaryota; Fungi; Ascomycota; Leotiomycetes; Helotiales; Sclerotiniaceae. The record is from the annotation of a GenBank genome assembly.
AUGAACGACCAAAUUGAGGGAAAAGCCACGACCCGUAGACUUUUCACCUGCUUCGACGAACAGAAUGCUGAUGUAUCGGAGGAUCAGAUUCUGAUUGGCAUUGAUUUUGGGACGACAUUCAGCGGAAUUGCGUUUGCUUGUCUUUCAGACGAAGAUCCAAAAGUUAUUGUGGUGAAGUCCUGGCCAGGUAAGGCAUCUAAUUACAGUGACACUCUAAACAGAUUUCUAACCACAUCACAAAGGAAUGGCCAUGAAUCAAGUGAAAGUCCCCACGAUCAUAAGCUACGGCUCAUACAAUGAAAAAUUUAGCUGGCGAUCACAGGCUUCUGACGAUUAUUCGAUACACGGCAUUAAACUACUGCUUGACCCUAACCAGGACAUGCCAUCCUACAUUCCAGAAUCAACUCUGAAGAGCAAUCUCAAACACUGUGGAAAGCCAGCUGUUGACGUAGCCGCCGACUUUCUUCAGGCCAUGUACAAAUACGCUUUGGAAAGAUUGGAGCUUGAAUUUCCUCUCGAGUACGUCAAAAUCUGCGAGAAGAAACUCAUUCUUUCGGUCCCUGCUGUCUGGUCUGACAAGGCAAAAGACUUAACUUUACAAGUGGGUAUCUCUCAUCGCAUAUUCUUUGCCAGGCUAACCACCUCCCAUUUAAAGGCCGCCAGGCAGGCAGGUUUGCAUCCAGUAGCACUUGUCAAAGAGCCAGAGGCCGCGGCAUUUCAUACUUUAAACAGAUUAAAAAACAAGGGGGUAGCGGUAUGACUAUCCGCCUUUUUUGGAAAACAACAACUAACGGCUUUUUAGGUUGGCAAUGCAAUAGUGAUCUGUGACGCUGGCGGUGGUACAGUAGAUUUAAUUUCCUACGAAGUUGUUCAAUUGGUACCUAAGCUGGAGUUGAAAGAGCUUGUGCCUGGUACAGGUCAGUGUUAACCUAUCUUUGGUCGCUAAAAUAAGUAUGCUAAUGAGCGCCAAGGCUGUAUGGCAGGCUCAUUGAAUCUCAAUAACCGAUGGGAAGAAAUGGUCAAAGACAUAGUAGGGGAGGAUGAUUUCUACAGGAUUAAGGGAGACAAGUGUUACCUAGGACCUCUGGACUACUUCGAACAAGUUGCCAAGAGACAGUUUCGUGGCGUUGAGAGAAAGUGGGUUUUCCAUUUCUUCAAGGCAAAUCUCAGAGAUAAUCGACCGAAAGGCCUAUUCUCCGAUACUUUGGUCUUGAAUUGGUAAAUUCUGCCCCCAAUUUGGUGUCACAAUAAAGCUGACACAUUAACAGUAAAGAUAUGAAAGCCAUAUUCGACCCUAUAAUCGCGGACAUCAAAGACAAAGUCAACGAACAGGUGCAGGCCGUCAUGGCCAAGAGACUGUCGGAUCCCCAUGAAGGAAAACCAAAGGUGAUGUGCCUCAAUCACUAUAUGAAUCUUACCUGACCCUUCCUAGGCCAUUCUUCUUGUAGGCGGGUUUGGUUCUUCGGAGUAUCUCAGAUCUGAACUUGCUCAACAAUUUCCCACUAUUCAAGUUAUGCAGCCAAAUGAAUCUUGGUCUGCAAUAGUCCAGUAAGUUCCCGAGAUAUAAGGAAGAAGACUUGCUAAUGUGUAUCAAGGGGUGCGGUGCUUAGCCAACUUCCACAAAAAGUCACGGUAGUCUCGAGACAAGCGACGCGGCACUACGGCGUCUCAGCCGGUUUUAUCUAUGACGCCGCGAAAGACGAAGGACAUCCAAAAUAUAUGGACGCAUAUGGAAAGUGGCGAACUCGGCGGGUAAGAUAGGACACUUUUCCCAUCUCUCGCUUGUUUGCUCAUACCUCUAGAUGACUUGGUACAUACGUCGUGGCGACACCCUCGGACAUUCGCACAAGAUCCGGUUCCCAUUCUAUCGCACUCUCCAAGAUUUGUCCGACGAAAGCCUUCAAUUUCUUGUAAGUCUCAAGCAGUGCGAACUGAUCGAAGCGCCAGAUCAUCCCGACUCCACAGUGGAAGCCAACUGCCAAUUGGUGGUAGACUUGAGGAAUGUGGAGAGGGAUACUUUCCAGAAAAAGAGGGGAAUGUAUGGAGAUUGGUGUUGGGAUGUUCACUACGACCUGGUAGUGAUAAGCAUGCCUGCCAUCAUGAAGUUUUCACUCGAACACAGAGGUAAGGAAAUGGGCAGUGUUAAGGCGAAGUAUUGA